AUGGAUUGGGACGGCCAUCAACGGGCUGUGGCCGAGGUCCUGGCCACCAUGCAACAGGCGGUCGUCGGCGUUCUCGUCGACACCCACUUUAUCCUCCACGGCAAACACAUUGCCAUCAUGUCGCUGGCGGAGGGCACCGGCCAGCAAGACGGGUACGUUGAGCAGUACCGGAAACUUGCCAUGAACAUCGAAAAGCUCGAUGCAACCGUCCUUGCUCUUCACGAGCACCUGCUUGUCCAUCUCCCCGUCUCUUCCAGACAACGUCCUCGGCAAGACCAAGCAAGCAUGGACGAACAUUUUCUGGUCUUGAUGACUGAGAAGGUUGGAGACAGCCUUCCCAAGUUGGCGGCCGACCUGGACAGCUGGUUCCAUGACUUCGCUGAAGUCACAACAAAACAAUUGGCAAUCACGGUCCGUUGGAAACUUGCUCUCGGGUGGAAGUUUGAUUCCAAGCGGUUUAUUCUCAAGAUGAGGGCAAAAGGUUUACGAAAACGCAUCUUUGAAACCACAGGAGUAUUGGAAGACCUAUUGGUGAAGGAUAGAAAUCGUCGACACCACCUUGCCUCCGCAGGCUAUCCAGAGGGUUCUUUACCAAAUCUUUCCCAGCCAAAUGGUCCCCUACCAAAUGAUCUCCUACCAAACGGUCCUCUACUGAACAGUUCUCUGCCACAUGGUCGCCUGCCAGAUGGUCGCCUAUCAGAUGCUGCUCUACCAUACAGUCCUCUACCACAGAGUCUCUCACUAAACAAUCUCCUACCACGUAGUCGCCUACAAGACGAUCCCGUUCAACAUGGUCGCUUGUCACAUAGUCGUCUGGCAGAUGAUCCUUUACCAGCUAGUCGCGUGUCACCACUCUUAUCAAAACUUCUCCAAUCAAGAGGUCUUCUACCAAACGGUCUUCUACAGAAUGAUUCCCUACCACAUGGUGGCCUGGCAGAUGAUUCUUCACCAGCUAGUCGUGUGUCACCACUCUUAUCAAAACUUCUCCAAUCAAGAGGUCUCCUACCAAACAAUCUUCCGCCAAACAGUCAUCUACCACAUGGUCGCCUUCCAGAUGAUCCGCGGCCGAAUGGUCACCCUUAUAGCCCAUGGCUACACUCUACUAUGGCAGUCAGUGCGGAUCCGGUCUCUGCAGACGUUCCCUCAGCUAAUCGAGCCAUAAUACCUCCUAUCUCGACUUCAGAGGUUCCACGCUCUAUCCUUGGUAAAUCCAGAGCUACCGGAGAAUUAUCUUUGCCACAAUCAUCAUCAACAUCAUCGUCUGUUGAUUUCGAUUUGCACAAUCUCCGAGAAUUGAGCAGGAAGCCUCGUCCACCAACAGUUGAUAGAACCGAUGUGCUACCGCUAGACGAAGAAAAAUCUCCUCGACCCUUUUCAAGAUUCUUCCGUUUGCCAUUGACGCCAAGGAAGCCACGAGGACCGGAUCCAUCUGCUUGGAACACGUCCUGGCGUUCCCGUUCUGAGGACUCAAUUGAAUCGCCCAUACCAGGCAGAACGCGGCUAGGCAACUCUGCUAAUCUGAAGCCUAUUGGUAGUCUCCAUCAUCCAAGAGAUGCAGAGGACCCUAGCCCUAGCCCCGCUCGCCUCAGCCCACCGUCACUUCAAGAUAACGACUGGCUUUACCCAAAUUCAGAUGAUAUUGGACUUCCAUUACCUGAAUCUGCAGCACCGCGACCACUCUCGCUAGAAGAUCGAGAGUGGCUGUAUUCAGCAUUCGACGAAGACCAGUAUGAUCAGACGUACGAUCCCGAUGUCCCGUUUCGCCAGCUGUCGCCUAUGCCCAUCUCGGAGGCAGCAAGAAGCUACGCAAGUCUUCCUUGA
This is a messenger RNA of Exophiala oligosperma, 1821 nucleotides long. RefSeq lists its product as uncharacterized. The transcript has a single exon. Lineage: Eukaryota; Fungi; Ascomycota; Eurotiomycetes; Chaetothyriales; Herpotrichiellaceae. Bases 1 to 1821 code for a protein of 606 amino acids. The record is from RefSeq and is a predicted model, not a curated record.